This is a messenger RNA of Python bivittatus (Burmese python), 2225 nucleotides long. RefSeq names its product transmembrane protease serine 12-like. Gene Ontology annotation, biological process: proteolysis. NCBI's taxonomy places the organism in Eukaryota, Metazoa, Chordata, Lepidosauria, Squamata, Pythonidae. Gene Ontology annotation, molecular function: serine-type endopeptidase activity. The record is from RefSeq and is a predicted model, not a curated record.
CGAGAUCACCCGGCCACCACUUCGCACAGUCCACGGGGGCGCGGGGAGCACGAGGCAGACGAUCGACGACCCAUCGCCGGAGCCGUAGAGGACGCCCCCGUCACCUGUUCCCUCGCCGUCAUGUGACGUCUAAUCUCAUUCCGGCCGAAGAGAAAAGAGCGCGAGGGCGGAAAAGUCAGCCACCAUCUUGUCUCCUCGGCAGGCUAUGCCGCGCGGCGACCUAGUCGCGGCUUUUUCUUUUUGGGGGUUCCUCUCGCUAUUUAUUAAAGCCCCGCCCAAAGCUGGGUUCUGUUUGAAUCUUGACGAUCGCCAACUUGGCUUUGCCCCUUCAGUUCACCGGCCGUUGGGUGUUUCUUACCACUGGAAGCCCCCGAAACCUUUUCUAGGAUGUGGAAAAAGACCUCUUGGACCUAAGAUAGUGACUGAGUCUCAGAUUAUAGAUGGACAUGAUGCGCCACCUGGGGCAUGGCCAUGGCAAGUUAGUCUUCAGCUCUAUGAAUUUCCUGCAGGAUACAGCCAUGUAUGUGGUGGAUCUUUAAUCAAUAACAACUCCAUAUUGACAGCAGCUCACUGCAUUAAAUCAUGCAUGGAGCCAGCCUUUUGGAGGGUUGUGAUUGGCUUGCACCAUCUUCAUAAAUACAGCUAUCAUACUGUAAAGUGCCGAGUCAAAGCUAUUUGGGUUCAUUCUAAUUAUAGCUCGGACAGCAAUGAAAAUGAUGUUGCCUUGUUUAAGCUAGUGAAAUCUAUCAAAUACAGUGAUUAUAUUCAGCCCAUCUGCUUACCUGAAUCUCCUCUGUGGAAUAAAUCGCAAUACUCAUGUUACGUAAGUGGAUGGGGAGACACAAAAGAGAAAGGUAAAAGAAAACUUAUAUUACAAGAAGCUCAAGUAGAUAUUAUUCCAUUGAUUACAUGUAAUCAAUAUGAUUGGUAUGGUGGAAUAUUAACAUGGAAUAUGCUUUGUGCUGGCUCUAAAAGUGGAAGAGUUGAUAGCUGCCAGGGAGACAGCGGUGGGCCUUUGAUGUGCUAUUCCCAAAAUGACACCAGGUUUUAUCUGAUUGGAAUCACCAGCUUUGGAUAUGGUUGUGGUCGGCCAAAAUAUCCAGGUACUAGAGAAAGUAUACUGAAUACCAGAGAAAUAAUUAUUGCAAGGAUCCAGGGGAUGCUUUCUGCCUUAUCUUCCAGGGACCCAGCCAUUUGGAGGGUUGUAAUUGGCUUGCAUCAUCUUAAUGAAGAUAACUCUCAUACAAUAAAGCGACGGAUUAAAGCUAUCAAAAUCCAUCCUGAUUAUAUUUCAGAAACAUAUGAAAAUGAUAUUGCCGUGUUAAUACUAAUCAGAUCUAUCAAAUUCAGUGACUAUGCUCGGCCAAUCUGCUUACCUGCCAGUACUCUUUUGACAAAUGGACAGUAUCCAUGUUACAUAACUGGAUGGGGUAAAACAAAAGAAAAAGGUGAAGGCAAAUUGAUAUUACAAGAAGCUCAAGUAGAUAUUAUUCCACAGAAAGUAUGUAAUCAACCCGACUGGUAUGCUGGAACAGUUACAUUGAAUAUGGUUUGUGCUGGCUUUCCGAGUGGAGGUGUUGACAGCUGCCAGGGAGACAGCGGUGGUCCUCUGAUGUGCUACCUUCCAACCACUACAAAGUUUUAUCUGAUAGGAGUCACGAGCUUUGGCUUUGGUUGUGGUCGCCCAAGAUAUCCAGGAGUUUAUGUUAGGACAAUUAAUUAUUUAAGUUGGAUAGAUAACCAUUUACGGAGUAAAAUUGUAACACUGGAACUUCAUUACCUUUUGAUCUUAUUAACUGUGUGGUGGAUAGUCUUCCAUAUUCUGUAAAAUGUAAGUUUCUUUUCAUUGUAUGCAGUGAAUUUGUAUUGCUCUUUAAACUUAUUUGGUUCUUCUUGGGAACAGUAUCAUUAUCAAAAUUUGCUUUUUUAAAAUAUCCAUGUAAUUUAAAUCUGAUUUCCAUCAUAUUUACAUUCAGAUAUAUUUUAUGCCAGUAAUUUAAACAAAAUUCAAUACUAUAUACAUAUUUUAUGGUCUAUAAAUGUCAUGAUAAUCAUAUAUUUCAAAGUGCACUAAAAUAUGAAAAUGAAAUCAGUUCCUAAAUAAAUGCAUGUAUGUAUUUAUGUAUGUCAUGAACAUUAUAGCAAUGAUUUUCUUUCCAAUACAUUAGUGAAUUUCAAACAAGUCUACCCUAAAUUUAUAUUUCUACAUUUUAAGGAUUAAGAAA